GGAAUUUCAAAACUGAAAACAUUCAUAAUGCAUUUUCUUCUGCCUAUUUAAGAGAAUAAAAAACGAUAACCCCAAUAUGUCAAGACAGACACCAUCUCCAGAGUUUGACAUCACUGAUCCGUCUAUGCUUGCGGAAUUUGGUCGGUCCAGUAACAUAGAUGAGAGGACGAUAUUUGGUACACCUGAACCACAAGCAGCUUCAACAGUUGGUAGACUGGCUAGAAAAUCAAGGCAAGUUGACACAGAGCGAAUAGCCCUAGGUUCAUUCUUAGAUGACUUAGCAGAGACAUCACCCCCUGUCAAUGUAGACCAGUUAGGUCUCAUCAAUAUUGAACUCAGUGACCUUGACCUUACACAGAAGGGUAUCUCCAAAAGCAGAACUGGUGGAAAUGGAAUGGAAAAUCGAGAGCAGUUUAGCAGGUUGAUGUUGCCUAGCAACCAGGAAGACCCCUUGGGUGCAUCAGGUAGAUCAUCAAGGUCGUCUAUGGGACUGCUUUCCCUGGAUGGGAUGCAAGAUUUAGAUCAAUCUGGUUUGAUUUUGCCCAGUCCAGAAAAACAGCCACCACCCACUCUGAACUCGCAUAAUCCUACACCCUUAGACCAUAACCGUAACCCCUUGGGCCAUAAUCCCACCCCCACGGGCCAUAAACCUACACCUUUGGGCCAUAACCCCACCCCCAUGGGUCAUAAUCCUACUCCCUUGGGCUCCAUGCGGAAAACGGACACACCCUUCACAUUUGGAGAAACUCCUUUGGCUUCUACCAUUAGGAAAAAAACAGAUAUCCCUGGAUUGCCCCAACCCCGAAAUAUAAAUCUUGUGAAUACUGGAGCACCACCUAUUGAGGAAACUGAUGUUGAUGCUAGUAUACACGAGGUGCAAUUUGAAGAUGAUGAGCUUAAAGAUUUUGAUGAUGAUUUCAGUGAUCUGGAUAAUAAUAGUACAUUUACAGAGGAUAAUAAAUCUGACCCACACCUGAACUUUGAAGGUCAUCAGGGACGCGAUCAAGGUCAAGGUCAUGAAUUUCAAGGUGAAGGUCAAAGUAUACUGGAUGAUUCUAUGAAUCAAGGAACAGACAAACAAAAUGAAAUGAGUGAAUCCUUAAGGCAGUUCUUAUCAAAUGAGAAACUGUUAGCAAGCCCCUCACAACAGCAUCUGGUGGGUAAGGCACAACAAUUUCCCGAUUAUAACCUAUUAGAUAAAAUCCCCGUGAGUGAGGCUCAACCCCAGCGUCAUUUUCCUGAUUAUUCUACCAUGGACCGACCAUGUGCUGAAGGUAAUGGAAGUGACGAGCACCCACCUACAUCCAUAUAUGGGCAAGGUCCCUUAUCUCGCUAUAACCUACAACGCCCUGUUUCCUCUAGGCCUCCAGGGGGCUAUAGGGGACGAGGAAGUGGCAGUGAUCUAGAUACUGAAGAUGAGCUGGAAGCCAUCCAACAGGAACAAGAUGACCUCGUUCGUCGGAGAGGUGACAGAUCAAGAGGGGAUGGACAACAUCAGAAUACAAGACCAGGUUUAGUUGGGGGAAGUUCUGAUGAAAAUGAAAGCCAAGGACUGAAUGAUCGUCAUGGUGAUAUGAAUGUACGCCAGAGUGCUGAGGGAGAUAUAGCCAUUCCAUCUCCUGUGCCUGGGGAUGGAGGUGGUGGAGGAGAUGGGAGCAGUGGACAUGAAAGUGAUGAUGGACUUAUGUCUCAAAGCUCAGUACACUCUAGUACAGGAAGUCACCCCCUGGGGGCUUUCCCCCAGCAGACGACAUUUGACAUUCUUCGUGGCCUAGGCAUUGGUGCUAGUGAAGCAGAACAGAAUAACAUACAGGGUACCAUCCGCAUGCAGCCACAGGGUACUGAUCUAGAAUGGGAGCCUAAUAACAGACAAGUCAGGUUUGCAAGCACAAUGGAUGUUCGUAUGAGGACACUCUCUGGUGCUUCUAUAGAUCAUGAGGAGGGAGCGUCCUCCCUUGGAAACAAUACUAGGCCUGGACCACAGGAUCAAGAGCCUGCUUCCACUCAAGAUGAACCGGAAUCCAUGUUAGCCGCCCAUUUCUUGUUGCCUAGCAACCAAGGACGAAGGGAUGGUGAUGUCACUGAGUAUACAAUGGAUGCUAGCUCAUUCCAGUGGUCCCAGGCUUACCCAGGAGACUCUGGAGACAGAAAUAAAGGCCCUAUGCCAGAUGGAGAGAAUGAAGACAUAUUUCAAGCAAGGCCAUCUUUAGGUAGUUUUGGAAAUGCAUCAUCCCCACCAGGUGGCGCGGCUGUUGACCUGACUUUUAGUCCAAGGUCGUCGUUGGCAGGAAGUAAUUUCUCUUUGGGGGCAUUUGUUCCAGAGAAUCCCAUUGAGGAUAAUAAUAACCCAGGCAUCUUCUUGGAUGAUAAAGGGGAAGGAGUGACAAAUCUUGCAUUCAAAGACACAUUCCUGCAAGAGGCUCUUGCUCAACAGGUGGCGCUGGGACAGCAAUUUCAAGAUUUCACACCAGGUGGCAAUAGUUUUCCCAAUGAGGCAGAACAAUCAUUUAACAAUGAAGAAUUUUUCUCUAAAGGUGAUGGUCUGGCGAUGUUGGAAGAAGACCAGAACCAGUUUGAAAAGGAGAAUGUCUUUGUACAGGAAGAACAAAUGCAGGAAUCUGUCCAUCAGAAUCCAGAUGAGUCGUGGGCCUACAAGACAAGUGAACAUUUUCAUGAGCGUCCAUCCUGGCUCUCCCCUAAGGAGUCAUCUGAUAGAAGUGAUUUUAUGCGUAUAUCUAUCGGGAGGUUUAUCGGAGGCAGAACUGAGGCAUUGGGCUCUCUUGGAGAUUCAGCUGCAGCGGAACGGCCCACAUUUGGGAGCAACAUUGUCACUCCACCUGGAAACCGUAAACCUGUGCCUCUUAUUCAGUCCUCCCCUAGGCUCAGUAAUAUUCUGGAGGGUCAAGGUCAGGGAGAUAGCCAAGGUCAAGGGGUCAAGGUCGAUUAUGUGAGAAGAUCAGGUGUUGGAAGCGAUAUUGAAGGAGACCAGACAUUGCACUCCAGUGAUAUAGCACAUGUUGAGAUGGGACAAAACUCUACCCUUAACUCAACCCUCACAGCAACAGAUGCUACAACUGCUGAUAGAGAAACAGACCCUUAUGCCAUGCAUAACAAACAAGGAACUGGUGUCAACAAAUUGAACUCCAAUUCAGAGAAAUUUGAUGACGCUGCAAACAUAAUGAAACCAGAUACAAUGACCCACCAGAUGAAAGAUUCUAGAAUAGAUAAAAAAGAUGACAUUCUAAAAACCCCAGAUACCAUGAGUCACCAGGUAAAAGAUUCCAGAAUAGAUAACCAGAGUGUCAGGUUCAACAUGGAAGAUACACAAACACCAGAAACACCAAGUAUCACUGAUAAGGAGAUAGAGAGCAUCACGGGAAGAUCAAGCACCAAUAGCUCUGAUACAUACAGCUCUGAUGAACGAAGUAGAAGUGUCACUCCUACCGAUACAUCAAUCGUUAACAAAACAGGCGUCAUGAAUAUCAGCUCAGUUAGUAAAUUGAUUCAAACAGCUUCAAGCAAGGCUAAACCAGAAGAGUUGUCUAAAAUGAUAUUCGCAAUGUCCCAAGCUAAAGCAACUGAGAAGCACAAGCAGCAGCAGAUGAAGCUCCAAACAAUUAAAGAUGCAAAUAAGCAAUUGUUUGAUCAGAGGGAGGUUGCUGGAACAGCAGAUGUCAGUACAAAUACAACAAUUAAUAAGGAGGCUAUUGGAACAGCUAAAUCAGGAACCAUCGAGAAUGGUUUAAAAACGAAGUCUUCUCUGGACCGCAGUUUGGGAGGAAAUUCUUCAACAACCAAUGAACCAACUAAAACUUACAAGAAACCUACAAUUCAAUCAGAAACCAGUGCCAUAGAUCUUACUGCUGACACAUCAAGUGAUAGUUUUGAUAAGAUCCAACCUCUCCAUACUAGCCCACAUGAUACUGCACAGUGGAGCUCACCAAGAAUGAGCUCUAUAUAUAACAAGGGGACUGAGCAACAUGAGGAGACAUUAAAAAUAGACAAUGAAAAUCAUAUAAUUGAACCAAGAAAACUAUUCAAGGAGGAAUCCGCUAAGAAGUCACAGAGGGAGUCCAAUGGUAACAUCCCUGAGACACUUCCUGCCGUUUCUAAAUCAGAUAAUAAAGAUGUAUCAAGAUAUAGUGGUUCUAGGGAUUCCUUUAAAAACAAAUUAGAUUCAAGGCCAAAUAAUGCACAAUCAAGAUCAAGAGAUACUGAAAGGAGCACAAAGCCUGUUAAAAGCCAGAUACCAAGUUCCAAUGGUGGUGUUUACCCAUCAGGCAAAGUAAAGGAGGUAUCUGACCAUAAUACCCAACCAAGUGGUGCUAAUCUAAAGACAUAUAAACCCUCCAAUACCUCAAACUCAAAUGAAACAUCAGAUUUUUUAGAACCCGUUACAUCAGCAUCCGAACUCAAGAAUUCACGUAGAGAGUACAUGGUAGGGUCAAGUAAACCCAGUCAGAGACUCAGAGAAAAUCCACCCAUGGAUAUUGGCCAAAUGCCAAGCGCUGAUGGGAGUCAAAUGUCAAUUCAAAAUGCACCUCAAGUGCCUAUAAAUGAACGUAAAAGUUUCGGGAAGAAUAAAGCACAAAGAUCAAACCAGCAACCAUCUAAUAAUGAAGAUAUGGCCCAGAAAAACAUCGUAGGAUCAGGAUCAAGAAGCAGUAAAGAUCAGAGAUCAAAGACAAAUAUAUAUCAGGGAUCAAGAGUUGGCGCUUAUCAAGGGUCACUCCCUGAAGAUAUGCACAGAUUAUCAAAAGAUCGUGGAAGUGUUGAAAGUCAAAAAUCAGUACAAAAUUAUAGCCAACAAUCAGUUAGUCAAGAAAGCCAAAGAUCAUUGGCUGGUGAAAACCAACGGUCAGUGAGUAGAGAAAGCCAGAUGUCAUUGGCCAGUGGAAGAUCGAGUGGUUUAACAAUGAGUGAACUAAGUUCAGGAAGCUCGCUCACUAUGGUGACCCAAACAGAUGCUGGGUUAAGUUCAUAUGAUCGUUCAUCACAAUUCUCUUCUCAGAGCUCAGCCACAGAGAAAGCCCUUGAUAAGCCCAGUUCAUACCUCCAGGUCAAUAGAGACCCUAUUAGGUCAACCACUUCACCUGAGAGUGAGAUAUCCGAAUCUAGUGUGGGGAAUGACACCUCAGGGUCCAGUGCUGGGAAUAAAGAAAAGUUGAACUCAAUGAUAUCUGGGAACUAUGAGAUCUCUAAAGAUAUAAAGAGAUUGUCAACAAAAAUGGACAGUUUUGAAAUAUCUUCAAAACAGGUCUCUGAGAAGUCUGUCAAUGUUGCCAUGGAGACUCAUCAAGAGGUGAGGGACACACAGACAACCCCUGAAGUACAAACUGGUGCCCCCACAGAUGCAAGAGCAACCCUAGAGCAAUUGCACAAAAGACUACGUCUGGCAAGUACACCGAGAUACGCAUCUGGUGUGGUAACAGAUAACACUUCUCCCGAUUAUAUAUCCAGGAUAUCAGGAUUUGGGGAUGAUUCACAUAUGUUUACCUCCCCAUUGGAGAGCUCCACUUCUACAUCACAUAUAUCCCCAUCACCCCAACAACAGAAGUACAAAAACAGCCAACAACCAGGGACUUCAAGUGAUCAACUGUCCAAGCACAUUGAAAACAUAAAACAAUCACCAAAAUAUUCCCCAAAAUCUUUUGAAAGAUCCAGUUCUGAGUCAUCACUUGAUAGUUUAGUGGGUCAGAAGAAAAGUCCAUCUAACCAGAGGCACAGAGCUAAUCUAUCAGAUAAAUUAAGUACAAGUUCAGAUGUGAAGAAUAACUUAAAUAAGUUAUCCCCCUCAAGAUCCCAAAUAUCUAGUCAAAUAAGUGGAGAGUCUACCACCAGUCAGUCAAUCCAGGAUAGUCAUACAACCAAGCAGUCAUACCACACUGAAAAUGUUACAGCUGAGGUGCCCAAUCCAAGGUCAAUGCCUGCACCAUUCAAUGGUGAAUUCCAAUCUUCAAAUGCUUAUAUUGGACAAACUCCAGGAUUUGUCAGUUCUAAUGCUUAUGGACAGAGUAGAGGAAAUGUCUACCUAGGGGACACUUUGAAUUCAGUUCAAGGGGCACAACUGUUGGGACAUACAGUGCCACCUAUAUCUGCUUUUCAGCAUGACUUUUUACCCCAUGCAUCACAAUCCAUUCCUACACUUCUAACCAGCCAAUCACUGAGCUCCACAUCUUUGGCAUCCAGUUAUCUAACCAAUAGACCGCCUAGAACAACUCGCCCACUUUCGGCACAGGAAUACCAAACAUCCUAUAAUGCAGCAAACAUUCCCAAAAGGCCAGCAUCCAAGUUGGAUCACCAUAGCAACCAAGUGCCAUCUAUAAGUCAUAACUAUAAUACAUAUGGAUAUUCUGGUAUGGGGACUCCUCUGGUCCAUGGUGAGACCCCAUUGAGUCAUGGUCAUGCUCAGACCCUCCCAGGGAAUGGCCAUACUUACCUGACCCCAAGUUCCAUGCACUCCCUGAUGUCACAUCCUAUGGGCAGUUCUACAGCUAGCUACAAUACAUUUACACAUCCAGUUUUCCCAAGUAUACAAGCUCCUGGUCAACUACGCAUUCCAGAAGUCUGUUGCGUCCAUCUCUCAUCAACAGUCUCUUUGCCGAUCACUAAUCCCACCACUAGAUGGCUUAAGUGUGUCCUGACGAUCAUCGCGCUCAACGUCAAUGGCCAGAAUAGAGAUGAGAGGGCUUAUGUGCCUUUUGUUAUCAAACAGAAAACCAUGAUAGAACCAAACAGUAAAGAGGAUAUCAAGAUAAUAUUUAGUCCAAGACAACCUGGUGUUCAUGUUGGAGAGCUGCAGAUUCUAGCAACAUCUAUAGUUGGUGAUAAUGCAACAGAGGAAAGCCUUCCAGUGAGGGUCAACCUCCAAGCAGUGGCUGAAGUCCCCAAUAUUGAGUUAGAGAGACCACUACCCAGCAGUAUGCCAGUAAGACUAGACAGUGAUACCCUGGCCCAGGCUUGUGACUUUGGUGAGCUGCCUUGGGGGAGUGAACACUCCAUGGCUAUUAAGAUAUACAACAAAGGCAGGGCUAAUGUCCCAGUCAGAAUCACUAUCAAUGCAAAUUCUUCAUGGCAUUGUUUCUCGCUGAAGUCCUCACGUGGUAGUCUACUACACAUGGUCUUGAGGGGACAACAGCAUGAAGUAGAGAGUGCUCACUUGGAGGAGACUGUUACCAUACUCUUUAAAGCCCCACAAAGGAAGGUGGACAAACGCUACUUAGACAUGCCUGCUGAGAGACUAACUGCCAGCCUGAAUGUAUGCCUGGACCACCCUAGUAAAUCUGAACUCCUGGGUAGUAUGGAGCUGGUUGCAAUAGCUGGCACUGCACGGAUACAUGCACCUAAAAGUCUGGAUACUAUAGUACUGCAUACAAGCCAGGACCAACCAGUGACAGAGGUGCUUCCCCUAUUGAACAAAGGCAAUAUUCAGUUAAGGGUAUCCCUCUCAGUAACAGAUGAGACCCAGUAUUUCACUGUGCUACCAAGUACUCUGUGUAUAAAGCCAGAAGAGGAGGCUGAUGUCGUCGUCAAGUUUAACCCAAAAAAGAUUAAACAAUCUCUAUCGAGCACACUACUAGUUAUGGUUGAACCUGCUGGGCCAGCAUAUGAGAUGGAACUACGGGGUGAAGUGGCCAGUUCUUCCUCAAAGACAAGCAAAUACACAGGCGCUCUCCCCACUGCAAAAGGUGGACGUGUUUCACACUCUCGAACAUCCACACUCAAAGGCAUCUCCCACGAUGCACCUGAAGUGGAUGAUACCUCUCAUAAGGACAUUCGUAGAAAUACUAGUGUUGAACCUCAUAGGGAGAAGAAAGAAGAAGGCCUUUUGAGCAAUAAACAGUUUCUAUCUUGGGGAGGGGUACCUGUAGGUGAUGCAAUGCCCCAGAAAGUGUCACUGAUCAACAAGACAUCCAGUAUGAUGAAACUAACGGCUCAAAUAAAAAGCAAUACAACAGACUUUCAGUUCCAGUGUCGCUAUGGUCACGUAGAGGAACUAACCAAUAAGAGAGAGCUGAUUCUAAAGCCAGGGGAAGAAUACGAUAUCUAUGUGGUAUUCUGCCCAAGUUCACUUGCCUCUGUAAAAUCCAAGCUCAGGAUAAAAGUGAUAUCUGAUGUAAAGCCAACAGCCUAUUCAUUACCAUUGAUGGGCUAUGGUGGUGUAUGUAACAUACUACUAGAGGACACCAAUUCAGCUGGUUUCCAUAACAACGCAGUAAAUCUUGGCAAUCUUAUCAUCGGGAAUGAACAUGUUGCACGAGUGAAAGUUCGAAACAUUGGAGCAAGAGCUGGUUAUGUGAAGGCGCUGUGUUUUACUGAAACUGCAUGCAGAAUUAGACUGCCAUUCACCAAGGCAUCAGUUGAACCAAGUGAAUUUAUUCUACAACCAGAUGAAUCAAAGGUAUGCCUGGUGUCAUUCCGGCCUGCUAACAGAGACUGUGUGUUGUGUAGAGAUGGUCCAACAAUGGUGGCAGUGGUGGCGUUUUAUUAUGGGGAUGCUUUGGCUAAAGGAAAAUUCAGGAAGUCACUUCAAAAAUCUCGUCAUAAACCUCCAGUACCAAGCCAGGCACUCAGAGAUGUGGAUUUUGAUGUCACUUAUCUGGGAGAGUCCAACUUGGAUGACAACACUAGAAACCCUGACCUUUCCCCCAAUGAUUUGGAUUUAUUCUACAACACAAUGUCCAGCAAGAUCGUGUCUUUAGUUGGGGAAUCUCAUGAUGACACGACAGGGGGUGGGGGAAGCAUCCCCCAAGGGGUGGGGAUGUUUGAAGGCAUGGGACCACUACCUCUGGAUGAUAGUGCUAUGACUGUCAUGGAUGACACCAGGAGAGCUACACUGGAGCCUACUUUCCAUAGAGCUUCCAUGCUGCCACAGUCAAGUAGAGAUGUUAUGCCAAGUAUGCCAUCUCCUCCUGUGAAGGAAACAUCUGCUCCCUCUGUUGGUAGAUAUUCUGCUCCCCAGAUGGCAGCAUCUACAGACACGCAAUCUGAUUGGUUGAUACGACCACCUCAGAUUAUUCUCCCUGCCCCUAAGAAAGAUGGCCCCUUGCAGACAGAGAGGUUAUUACAACGUGUUCAGAUUGUCAAUUAUAAGGACACCACGCUAAGGUUUGAUUUACUCUGGCCUGGGCACUGUCUCCAAGUCACACCAGAGCAAGGGGAAGUCCAGUCAAAGAGCUCAACUAUUGUAUGCAUCAGUGCCAGUGCUUCUAUACAUAAGAACAAUGUCAAGCUACCAUGGAAGGGUACUGUUCAAGUCAAUGUGGAUGGACAAUUUAAGCCUUUAAGUGUUCAAAUCAGACCUGAUUUGUCAUUGGAUAGUGCCUCCAUGAAUUCAGAUUUAGAACAGCUGUCAUUGGCUAAAAUGCCAUCCACUCCACUGGUUGCUGUAGCAACAGCCAAUCAGAAAGAUGGAGACAAUUUGAAAGUGACCAAUACAAAACUAGUCCUACCACCUGUGCCAAUAGGAAAAGAUUCAGAGAGCAAGUUAGAGAUCCAGAAUAUAAGCCGUGAUGCUGUUUCAUGGAGCAUUGUGGCCACCUCUGCUGCAUAUUGUAAGAAUAUGACCACUGGUGAAGAUACAACUAGGAUUACUUACUCCGUGUUCAGAUUUGUCAGAAAUCAUGGUGUCUUGCAGCCUCAACAAGAUAUAGCAGUACCUGUGUCUUUUAUGCCACAAUCUGAGGGGGAGUACUCUCAAGUGAUGGAACUGCGAACAAAAUCCAAUGCAGCUGUUGCUGCAGGGGAACAUAAUAUAAAAGUCUUCCUUGUUGGGGAGGGUUACUUUGAAAGUGAUGAAUCUAGAGAACGCUGGCAGUCUAGGGGUAACCACUCUAGUGGUAGAAUGAACAGAUCAUCACUAGAUAAGAUAGUAGCCCCAAGUAGGAGAUCACUAGAUAACAGAUCAGGAGGGAGAGACAGCUGGCUGAAGAAGGACAUUCUUACAUUCCCAGAUACAGUUCUAAAUGGAAAGAACACAUGUAAACUUGAGUUGAAGAACUCCACUGAUAGUCCACAUACACUUGAAGUGAUAUCCCCACAACCUCCUUACUAUGUCAGCCACAACAAAAUCAAAGUCAAGGCAGGUCACUUUGCAAGAUUACCUGUUGACUACAGACCUACCACACUAGGAGAACACAGGACUCUGCUAGUGCUACGUAUAGACACUGG
Owenia fusiformis is the source of this 10170-nucleotide messenger RNA. Lineage: Eukaryota; Metazoa; Annelida; Polychaeta; Sabellida; Oweniidae. The record is from the annotation of a GenBank genome assembly.